GCUUAUCAGGCUCUCCGGCUGUAGGCGUGUGAUCAGUGCAAUUUCCCAGCGCAGCCAACAGGUUGCACUAAUGCUGUAAUGUUGUGUUGUGCUGAAAAGUACAGUACAGCAAGUCAGGAAACCCCGAACUUUUUCAACUUCGGCAUGCCAAGGACCUCCAUUACCGCCUCUGAAAUGCAUUAGAUUAACAACAUCAGUUUGAGAAGAGUGCAGUAUUGAUUGCACAACAGAGCCGUCUAUGGUGUACUGUGGGUGGGGGAAAGUCAAACCUAUGAACAACAGAGAAAAAUCAUUCUAAUUUUCCAACCAGGGAGUGAGAUAAAGGUGAAAGCAUGUUUCAUUUCUGAAGAGUAAACAAGACCCCACAAGUCAUUGGACCUCACUUUGAGCAGCACAGUGCAGCAGUGGAGGCGCAAAGGAAGUGCUGUAAACUGCUGUCCAUAUAGCACCAUACAUCUUAUGUAUUGAGUAAUGUAUUGUAGGCACAAUGUGCCGUCCCCUGCUUCAAUUUAAAGCUAAAAACAUAGAGCCGAUCGGGCCACUUGCAUUGAUCAGAAACUUAUCCCGUCGCCAUGAACUGCAACGCGUUAUUUUACGGUAACAGCAGAUGAAGUUCAACAUGCUCUGAGUGACAAGUGUGUGUGAGUUUGUGUAAUGUAUAGCAAUGACUUUGAAACAGCAAAAGUGUCGCAAGUUACAGCUUGCAUUUCUGCCCCUCCAGAUAUGGCAAUAUCGUUGUUAAUGAUCAACAGAUACAUGAGUGAGCUGCAGGACUCUUACGUGCAGAAAGGAUAAAAAAAUGGAUCAGGGUGGACUGAAGCGCAACGGUAAUCGAGACGACAGCCUGACAUUUGGGGAGACAGGAGCCGGAGUAUGCAGAGAUACAGGUGACACAGCUGGUUCACUGCUCCAGUCUGCGAUGCACCUGCCCAGCCCUGGGUCUCUGCCCACAGUGUCCCCAAAUGGACGGGGUGGAACCAAAGACCAGGGGCAGCUUGGAGGCCUCUUUGAGUCCCCUCAGCAUCAUGUCCUGUGCGAAGGGUCAGACAUGAAGGAGAGUAAACUCAUCAGAAUGCAGAAACCACAACAACAACAGCAGGAUAUUGGUGUAUUCAGCAUGGAGGGGGACUUGCCGUUGUUGAACCAGAAUAUUUCCGAUUUAGAUAGGACGUCCACCUCUGUCAUCAAUACCUCGGACACCUCCAUCCUGGGCAACCUCCCUCUGCCCGACCUUUUUUCCCAGCACAUCAAGCAGGAGGGGAAUUUUCCUCUGGAUAAGGACUUAGGAACUUACAGCGGACACACAGGUGCUGGUGCGUGUGAUUUGGAUAGCAGUCGCCUAAUGGAGGACAGCGAGAUUUGGCAAGACCUGGACCUUCCAAGUUCGCUGCCAGAAAUCAGUGAUUUUGAGUUGGAUUCAGAAGUAGCACACUUGGAUAACAUCCUACAUGACAGCAGCGUCAGUGGCGUUCCUGUCAGCGGCUUGCUAAAGGAAACAAAGUCUCUCAUGGGUAACGAAGGAAACUGUACCAAUGUGAACGGCACAGACAAGCAGCACCACCCCAUACACCAUCAUCAUCACCAGCAGCAUCAGCAGCAUCACCUCUUACAGCACCAGCAACAGCAGCUUCACCAUCAACAUCAGCAGCCCCCAUCACUUCUCUCCAGUGUUAUGAUCAAGGAGGAGAAGGAUCCUGACAACUCUUUCAUUCACAUCCGCACUCCCGGUGUGGUCAAACAGGAGAAGCAAGAAAGCACUGGUUUCUGCCAGUCGCAGUGUCUCCAGAGCAGCAUUAGCUCUCUCCAUGGGGGAGGCCCCAUGCCCUCACCUAUGGCCAUUGGCGCAGGAGCUGGCUACCACUACAGAGCCAACCCACCCUCCACAGUGGGCCUACAAGACCAGAAGCCUUUUGGCAUAUACUCAAACCUGCCUCCGGUGGGGGAGAGCUGGGUCAGUAGGAACAGGUAUGGAGAGGCUCCUGGGAUACAGAGGGGCGACGAUGGGCUCCCCUCCGCCGCAGCCCUGGCAAGUUUCUCUGUCAACUUCUCCAGCGCGUCACCCAGAACAGGAGAGACCAGCAGUUCUGUGGUGCCGGGCCAAUCCAAGCCCGGCGGGCAGACACAUAAGAUAUGUUUGGUGUGUUCAGACGAGGCCUCGGGAUGCCACUACGGGGUUGUAACCUGCGGCAGCUGCAAGGUUUUCUUCAAGAGGGCCGUCGAAGGAUGGAGAGCACGACAAAACACAGAUGGCCAGCACAACUACCUGUGUGCAGGGAGAAAUGACUGCAUCAUUGAUAAGAUCCGCAGGAAGAACUGUCCAGCCUGCCGCUUCAGGAAAUGUCUUCAAGCCGGGAUGAACUUGGAAGCGCGGAAAAACAAGAAGCUAAUCAAGAUGAAAGUGCAGCGGCCCCCUGGAUCAUCAGAGCCCAUCAACAACAUGCCCGUGCCAGUCAUCCCCAGGUGCAUGCCCCAACUCGUACCCACCAUGCUGUCUGUGCUCAAGGCCAUCGAGCCGGAGAUCAUCUACUCAGGCUAUGACAGCACACUGCCUGACACGUCCUCGCGGCUCAUGACCACUCUCAACAGGCUGGGCGGACAGCAGGUCAUCUCUGCAGUCAAGUGGGCCAAGUCUCUGCCAGGCUUCCGUAACCUGCACCUGGAUGACCAGAUGACAUUACUGCAGUGCUCCUGGCUCUUCCUCAUGUCCUUCAGUCUGGGUUGGAGGUCGUAUGAGCAGUGUAACGGUACCAUGCUCUGCUUCGCCCCUGAUCUCGUCAUUAACAAAGAGCGUAUGAAGCUGCCCUUCAUGACCGACCAGUGCGAGCAGAUGCUGAAGAUCUGUGAUGAGUUUGUCAGACUGGAGGUGUCCUAUGAAGAGUACCUGUGCAUGAAGGUCCUGUUACUGCUCAGCACAGUACCAAAAGACGGCCUGAAGAGCCAGGCGGUGUUCGACGAGAUCAGGAUGACAUAUAUCAAGGAGCUGGGAAAAGCCAUUGUCAAGAGAGAGGAAAACGCCAGUCAGAACUGGCAGCGUUUCUACCAGCUGACUAAGCUACUGGACUCCAUGCAGGAGAUGGUCGACGGUCUUCUCCAGAUCUGUUUCUACACCUUUGUGAAUAAAACCCUCAGUGUGGAAUUCCCGGAGAUGCUGGCGGAGAUCAUCUCUAACCAGAUACCAAAAUUGAAAGACGGGAGCGUCCAGCCUCUGCUGUUUCAUCAGAAAUGACUGCCUUAAUCUGUGAAGCAAUGCCUUAAAUCCUGCCCUGCCCGUGUACCUCUCUGGGCCCCCAAGCCUGGGCUCGUCCUGCCUCCCCCAUCGCUCUGAUUGGAUUCCUCAGCUUUUCCGAGCCCCCUCUAGGAAAUCUGCCAUGCCCCUCCAGGCCUCUGCCAUUCAGCCGCAUCUUGGAGCACAAUACCUGUGGCCCCACGCCUCCUAAUCCGGUCCCAGGUUUGGCCAAACUACAGUAGGAAACCCUACCGCCGACCUGUAGCCCUUCCUCUUGGCAAGCCGAGAAGAAUUUGGCCUCCAGGGGAAAUAUGUUGGCUCAGGAUGUCUCAUGGCAGCAUGCAUUUUGGGCAAUCGUCAGCCCCCCUCUCCUCCGUCCAUGGCCCUGUCCUCAGAUUUCUAAUGCUUUUUUCUUCUGGUGGCCGCCUGCCUCUAACUCUCUCCUGCCUCCAGUGUUUUACUGCUGUUUUCACUGACAAGCCAACACCUCGAAACACCUUUUCCUCCCUCAACAUGACACCUAACAUACUCUCCAAGUUGCCGGAUUAGAAGCGUGCCCGAAGUUCAGGCCUACAGUUCCUCUGUUCACCUGCCCAGCUUGUCUCCAUUUGCCCUUCCCAGCUCCACUGCGCAGAGAAUGUAGUGAGUGUUCACUUGUUCUGGUUUCCAGAGGACUGUUGGCGAUAAAGGGGAUAAACAAAAACAGAAAAAUCAUAAACAUACUCAUUACAUGAGAGAAUUUUUUUUUUUUUGUUCUGGACCUGAGGACAUUGAGGAUGAACUGUUGUCAUCUGUGAAUCAGUUAUCUUUCCUGAAAUGAUACAAAUCAGAUUUAUAUACCUGACCAAUGAAAGAAAAAAAAAAAAAGAAAAAAAAAAUAGCUACAGUAGAGGAAUAUUCUGUUUAUUUUAUGCGGACAUGCAGUUUUGACCACACAUGGAAAAGUCACGAUUUUAAAAGUCACAGUUACACACACAAACAUACAAUGUAUUCGCAGACACACAACCACUCAGUUAAAUGUUUACACAGGAUGUAUCUGAGAAGGGAAAACCAGUGCCUUUUAGCUUUUGAAGCUCUUCAUAGCCAUCCUCUCUAAACUGUUAUGUUCUUUUGCAUAAGAAUCUAACCUUGACAUCCCUCCACAUAUUUUGUCUGUUUUAGUUUUUCCAUGCUGGCAAUUUCUGUUUUCUUUCCAAGCUGCCAUGUUGGUGUUUUUUAUGCGAGCAGCUCUUCUAUCGGUUCUGAUCCCCAGACGUGAACGUAUGGAAGACAGCCUAUGGUACAGAUUCGAACUGUGUAGAGCAGUAUGAAAUAUGAAGAUCUUCAUUUUUAGGUCUUGGAAAGUUUAAGAAUCACACAAAAAGUCAGCAAAGUGCUGAUUAAGUCCCAAAACACAUGUCCUGUGUUUGUCACUUUUCUCCAUGUAAAGUAUAUUUAAAAAAAAUACAGCAUCUCCCUAUCAGUCACACUAUCACAUUGUAUUGAAAGUUACAGUGCCCAAAUUAUAUAACCAAAUAUAAUGUUCAAAACGCAUCGAAAUACUACCAGUUUUGUGUUGAAUUGGAUUUAAACAAGGCAUGUCUGGUGUGUUGUAAUAUUUAAAGGCAGACUGACUGACUUAACAUUUGGGUUUAGAUCUUAUAAGAAGUGAUUUGUCAAUGAAAUUUGUUUGUGGACCUGCAAUUUCCACAGAUGCAGUCGCACAAUGGGGUUUUUCAGAACUAAACUGCAUUUGAAAAACACAUCCAAGGUGUCAAAAGGGCUGUGUGUUGGUGAACAGCCGUAAUGAUUCAAGCAAACCUGGCUUGAUGUCAGAACCGUCCUUUCUUUGCCAGCUGCAUUCAUUCGGAGGCUCUAGUUUAGUAACUGGUUUCAUGCAACUUUAUUUUUAAAAUGUGGUUUCAUGGAGCUCCACCAGGAGCGUGACACACCUGGCCAGACAGCCUGUUCCCCCUCUCAGAAAUCACAGCAAAGUCAAAUAGGAAUGGAAAUAACUCCUUCCAUAAUACCGGACUGGUUGGCUUUUCAAGAAAAGGUACCACAUGCACAGUCAGUGCUAGACAACUCUUAAUAAAAAAAAAGUAUUUGGAGGUUUAACUGACUCCAUCUGAAUUCUCUGGACAUAAGUAACUUUACCAUGUAGUACCCCUGAUUUGUGGCAUAAGCAUUGUGUUUCUCUUAUUAAAUAUACCCUUUAAUCAGCUUCAUCUCAAAGUAUUUGCACAAACAGAACAGGAACUGAGGAAAAGAAAAGACUAAUUAAAAAAACAAAACAAACAUUUUGUUUAUGAGAUGUGAAAAUAUGUGAGAAUACUCAAAAAUCUCAAAAGUACUUUGAGAUUGAACCUCUGUUCUGAGCACAUGAUUUCACCUCUAAAGUUUAAAUAUUUUUUGGAAGAAGGUGCAGUUUGGUCCAAAUAAUUUGUGAAUCAAAGCUCAGGCUAUGAGUGACUACAUCACUUGGAUGUGUUCCACUAGUGCCAAAUGUAAUAGCAAGUUUAUAUGUCUUUUUUUUUUUUUCUUGGAGAUUGUGAAAGAGUGAUUCUGUUGUGAUUCGACAUUAUGUGGUUGUUGUAACUUUGCUUCAGGGUGCUCAUUUAUGAGAAAGAUCUGAGUUCUUGUGUCACACCUACACCAGCUUAAAAGUACUGAUUGUUAUCAUCCGAGUUAUAAGUGUAUGAUAGCCUUUAUUUUGAGAUGCACAAAAUAUUGUAUUUUUGAAAUUGCAAAGGAGGCUGUAAUUUCUACUGCUGUCAAACAGGUGGAGUCAACAUUUGGUACAUUUGUAAUGUGAAAACAUGUUUGUACCAGCUUAUAUGAUGGCCAAAGCAAAACACAUCAGCAGUGCAGUUUGUAUAUUGGCUUCUGCUGGAAGCGCAAACACAAUAACCCCCCCCCCCACCCCACCCCA
Molecule: messenger RNA, 6137 nt
Organism: Thunnus maccoyii (southern bluefin tuna)
Lineage: Eukaryota; Metazoa; Chordata; Actinopteri; Scombriformes; Scombridae
Product: glucocorticoid receptor-like
Exons: 10
Coding region: 800-3226 (808 amino acids)
Biological process (GO): nuclear receptor-mediated glucocorticoid signaling pathway; regulation of DNA-templated transcription
Cellular component (GO): nucleus
Molecular function (GO): nuclear glucocorticoid receptor activity; zinc ion binding; sequence-specific DNA binding
Source: RefSeq, a predicted model, not a curated record